This is a messenger RNA of Cooperia oncophora, 729 nucleotides long. Lineage: Eukaryota; Metazoa; Nematoda; Chromadorea; Rhabditida; Trichostrongylidae. The record is from the annotation of a GenBank genome assembly.
AUGGAAGUUUUCUCAAAAUCCAUUUACGCAUUGGAGAAAGUGCGCUCAGCCAUUCGUGAUCAUGAAGGAGACGUUGAUGUUACGGCUACGAUUCCGAAGACUCGCGCUAAGGUUGUCGUCGUUGGCUCAUCAGGUGUUGGUAAAACGUCGGUAAUCUAUCGUCAUAGGUUUGGUAAUCGCUCUGCACCAUUCACCUCAACUAUCGGAGCAUCCUUUGUGGAGUGCGAAGUGGAAACCAGCUGCGAAAACAUGAGCCUUCAAAUAUGGGACACUGCUGGGCAGGAACGUUUUCGUUGCAUGGUCCCAAUGUACAUGCGAAACUCUGCCGCUGCCAUAAUAAUGUAUGAUGUGACUAACAGGCAGUCAUUUGAAGAUGUGGAUAAGUGGGCUGGAGAGCUUCGUAAGUGCUGUGGUACUUCCGACCCUUUGGUGGUGCUUAUUGGGAACAAGUGUGAUCUCCAAGAUAAACGACGUGUUUUGACGAUAGAAGGCCAAGAGAAGGCUUUUGCUCUCGACGCUCGAUUUUAUGAGAUCUCAGCUGAAAAGCCAAUAACGUUUGCCUUGGUGUUAGAAGACCUCUGCAAUGAUCUUUUGUCCAGUGGUACUGCUGACGAGAUCUCUUCCAUGAGCUCUGUAACUCGUGAGGACGUCGUACGCCUUCCGUCGACUGCUUCUUCAGUAUCGUCGAAGGAUUCUAGUUUUCGAACCAGGUGUUGCGCAUUCAUGUAA